UCGAAUUACCCCAUCUGUUCCCACACGCCGUCCCUCCUCCUCUCAUCCCUCUCCUCGUCUUGUGUCGUCUUCAUCAUGGUCAAUUGGAAGUUUUCAUCUCUGCUCUUGCUUUCUCUCCGAGCUCUCGGCACCUAUGCUGAGCCCGCGGCUGAGAAGGUGCAACAAGCAGUAGACGAGCCGCAGACGCCCAACCUCAAUGUCGCCGUUUCCGUCUCUUUCCCUCAGUCUGAGAUCUUCGGCGUCAAGCUCGUCAACGGCCAGGCCACCCAGGCGCGUCUGUCCGUGGUCAACAAUGAGCCAACUCCCAUCGGCGUCACCAUUGUCGGCGGCUCGUUGAUCCAGGAGAUUAAGGGAGAAUCUCAGAUUCUUCGCAACCUCACCCGCCAGCGCUACUCCAUUCAGAUCCCCGCUGGCGCCAACGAGACGGUCCCCUACAGCUUCACGACAGAGAUGCACCCCCAGAAUCUCCGCCUGCAGCUCGUAACUGUGCUGAAGGACAGCAAGAACAACCUCAUCACCGUCCCGGUCUACAACGAGACUGUCAGCAUUGUUGAGGCGCCCACCAGCUUCUUCGACCCCCAGAUCAUCUUCCUAUACCUCGUCCUCCUCGGCGCGUUCGGUGGAACUGUGUACUUCAUCUACAACACCUGGAUUUCCACCUUCUUCCCGCAGAAGAAGGGCCGCGGCAAGGGUGGUGAGCGUGCUAAGGCGUCUUCGGGCCAGAGCAAGAAGGUCGACCCUGCCGACCAGGUUUCCGUUGUUGGUGCUGAUGGUCCUGCUGUCACUUCGGGCGCAAAGGCCUACGAUGAGAGCUGGAUUCCAGCCUCGCACCUUCAGCGCCCCGAAGCCAAGCGCGUCCGCAGUGGCCGAGCUUAGAUUCCCUGACCUCAAGUUUGACUUCGUUGGGAUAAUUGGAUAAUACGAACAGCAUGUAACCAUGCGUGCUGUGUGGGUAUGCUUGCAUAUUCAGAUACCUGGGCGCAGUUGCGCGUUACCAGAUACGUUACUGCUUGGGAUGCAGAAGGCUUGGAUAAUGAUUUGGAUGUACUAUAUCGCGACGUCUAAAAGUUGACCGACCUUGUACGAUAGGAAAAGAAAUG
Messenger RNA from Alternaria rosae, 1100 nucleotides. RefSeq lists its product as uncharacterized. The transcript has 3 exons. The coding region runs from base 76 to 876 and encodes 266 amino acids. Gene Ontology annotation, cellular component: endoplasmic reticulum; endoplasmic reticulum membrane. The record is from RefSeq and is a predicted model, not a curated record. NCBI's taxonomy places the organism in Eukaryota, Fungi, Ascomycota, Dothideomycetes, Pleosporales, Pleosporaceae.